Molecule: messenger RNA, 1401 nt
Organism: Lactuca virosa
Lineage: Eukaryota; Viridiplantae; Streptophyta; Magnoliopsida; Asterales; Asteraceae
Source: the annotation of a GenBank genome assembly
AUGCUGCUUAACAGGUCACCCACGUUGUUCGAAAAUCACACGGACCAAGUGCCUGCGCGUUUAGAGAUAGACGAUCCUUUCCUAGAUUUUGAGGGGUUAGAAAACAUUUCAAACGAUGAGAUCGCUGACUUGUGUUUAUUAAUAAACAGUGAAGAAGAUGUUCCUUCUCAAUCAUACACGUCUCAAAAAGAAUGGAACCUCAACCAGUCUUCUAAAGAGAUUGACGCCUCACUGGACUUGAUAACUCUUCAACCAUCAAUGAUAUUGCCUUCACAACGCAUGGAGACUGAUAGUGAAGUUCUUGAUCUUCACUUAUUGAUGGCUUACUGCGAAGCCAUGGAGAAGGAGCUCAUAGUGCUUGCUGAUGCCAUUCGCAAGCGUCUUAUCCAGAAAGCAAACCCUACUGGGGAUAUCACUGAGCGCUUACUAUAUUAUUUAUUUCAAACCCACCACAAGCAAUUGGACUACUUGAAACAAGAGUGCAUGAAGAGCUUUUGUGUGUGCUUCAGAGCAUUCUAUCACUUAUUCCCAUAUGGGGUGUUUGCUCACUUCGCAGCCAACUCAGUGAUCCUCAAUGCAAUACGUCAAAAAGCAGACUCUAUUCUCAUAUUCGACUUUGAUAUAGGAAAUGGGGUGCAAUGGUCAUCGUUGUUGAUGGCUUCUGAGCUUCAACACAAGGAACUGAGAAUAAUAUCUAUAAGAUGGAGUAAUGUAGAAUCUUGGAGAGAAGAUCCUUCUAAAUAUUUUUCAUUUGAGGAGAUGAAAAACCAGCUCUACGACCAUGCAAGAGCUUUUGAUCUCAAAUUGACAGUGGAAGACAUAGAACUAUGUAACAUCAAGAAAAUGAAGAAAAAAUGUAUUGCUAAAAGAGGUGUUUGUGUAUUUAAUUGCAUGGUAAACCUUCCACACAUGAUGAAGGGGAGAAAUAAGAAAGAUGUUAUGGAGUUUAUGGAGGUGGCUGAACAAUUUGCGUGUGAUAGUCACAAAGUUGUCAUAACUUUUGGCGAUGGGGAUGCAUGUGAUGAAAGUUACGAAAAUCAAGAGGGUUUGUGUUCUUUCUUCGAAAACAAUAUUUCGCACUACCAAGCUAUUUUAGAAUCAAUGGAUCACACCUUCUCAAAGAAUCUUGACGCAGCAAAAACAGCAAUGGAGUGUCUUUUUGUUGCUCCUUUUGUCUCUUUGAAUACAUGGAUGCAGAAGUGGCAGUUUCAAAAAGAGUUUCAAUGGGAACCUGUAUUUCAGGCUUGGGAAGUGAAGGAGGAGAUCAUCCUUGAAAGCAAACUAAUGAUAAGAGAAGGUGAUGGUAUGCAUCAAGUUAAAGUUGAAGGAGACGGUAAGAAUCAAAUCGUUUUGCUAUGGAAAAAACAUCCUUUGGUUAGAGUCUCUUUUUGGAAAAGCUGA